Messenger RNA from Amoebophrya sp. A120, 4864 nucleotides. NCBI's taxonomy places the organism in Eukaryota, Dinophyceae, Syndiniales, Amoebophryaceae. The record is from the annotation of a GenBank genome assembly.
CGAAAAUAGUGGUUAGCUGCCUAGAAAAUUAUUGGAAUCAUUUUUUUGCACAUUGUUGUAAUAAAAUACCUACAUCAACAUCUAGAAGUACAACUACUGGAUCCUUCAUUGUGCAACAUAUCACGUCUCGCUUGGCAACGUUUAUCCGGCAAACUCGCCGAAGAUCGUCGAAAUUUUUUUUGAUGUGGAGCGCCAAAAGCGCUGCAGCCACGUUUACCCUGAAGAAAAUUAGAACCGCAACGAUUUCUCCCGCUACAAGAAGAAAAUUUUCCACAACUGCUACUGCGAGUGCGAAAAGUCACUCCAAGUUCGUUCUCGCCAGCGGCAGAUUUUCUUCGUCAGCGUUGACAUUCACAUUUUCAACAUCUUCUCACUCACAUCAACGACGGGAAGUCACUACAACAGCGACCUUGAACUACUACCUUAGGAGUGUACGGAACACUAUUUCCUCGACCUAUGCAGCUUCUGUAGCAGCCGCAACAAAUACAGGGAAAACAUCCUCAUCAACUACCUCAGAAGAUAUCAAUACCAGCGAGAACAAUUACCGCAGCUCUUCCAACUACAACUUCAUCCAUUUUCCUAUGGCAAACAAGGAGACCUUAGACCAGAUGGGUCAGGCGCAAGACAAAACCACCACCGCGGAUCAGGCUGUUGCGAAGCACUUGCUGCAGGAGAGUAACACCAAUUCUCCUUCCGCACCAGCUACCACCGCCGGAACAAGCACGAAGUUUUCCCCUUCUGCCCGGACAAAUAACAUUGUCGACGUGGAUUCCAACGCGGUUUUGGUCCCACAAACAACGUCGCCCUCGAACAGAAUGGUGGCCCGUGGAGGAUGCUGCGGCGCCCCGCUCGUGGUGGAAAAAAAUGACAAUUUCAAGUGGCACGUGCCGGCGGUCUACGAGAAGAUUGUCGGCGCGAACCCGGAAACCUUCCCCCUGGGCUAUUCCGGACUGCGCAUGACAAACUCUCUAACAGACGAGGUCGAGCCGUUCCUGCCGCACGAGGGACGGAGAGUCAACUGGUACGUGUGCGGUCCCACGGUCUACGACCACGCACACUUGGGGCACGCGAGGGCGUACUUGACCUUUGACAUCAUGCGCCGAGUGAUGGAGGAUUACUUCGGGUACGAAGUCCUGUACCAGUUGAACAUUACCGACAUCGUAUCCUGAGUAAAAACGUCCCCACACCAGAGUCAGGAUGGGGAUUUUGCAACACAAACCUAGGAGUUUUGGGAGUCACGCAUGACAAGUUGCACUCCGCAGUGUAGUGCAGGUUAGCAACUGCAGUCGCAUCACAGAUUCAUCUGCUCAUCCUGUUCACAGCAUCACAAAUUCCAAUACACGAUUAGAAAUGCCUUUCAUGGGGAUGCGCAUGACAAGUCUUCCUGUCUUUGCAAAUCUGCAUUACAACUCUGGUGUGGGACGUUUUUACUCAGGAUACAUCGACGACAAGAUUAUCCUCCGCGCCCGGAAGAACGAGCUGCUGGCGGAGUAUUUGAAGAAGCAGAGAGAGGGGAAAUUCUUAGCGGCGAACGGCGCGACUUUUGUCCAGGACGUGGAAAAGAUUUUAUCGGAGAAGAAUGACGACUACUUUCGGACGAAGAAGGAAAAGCUAGUCGCGGAAAUCCAGCAGCAGAUCGAGACCGCGGUCGCGAAAGGGUGGAAGCCGCCGAGCGAGGAGGAACAGCAGGAAAAGUUGGAAAAGUUCAAGCUGAAGCAGAAAACUUUCCUCGAAACCGCGGAGAAAACGCGAGUGGCGUUGGAGAAAAAGGACUUCGAGGCCGCGGCGUCGGUGCUCGGCGACGAGCUGAAGGACUGGCUCGACGAGACCGUGGGAAGCGCUGUCACCGACAACAUGGUCUUUCAGCGCCACGCGAGGAAAUUCGAAGCCAGCUUCUGGGACGACAUGGCCGCCCUGGGGGUGCGGCCGCCGGACGCAAUCACGCGCGUCACCGAGUAUGUGGAUCAGGUAUGGCUUAGUACUUUUGUUUGGAAGGUCGUGCUGGGAGACGGAGACGAGAUGAUUGCAGACGUUUAGAUUGAUAGCAUGAUUUUUCUUGGGAGGUACUAGUAGUUCUGUCUGAAUCCUCACAAUCAAUGGCUUCUCGUGUAGUUUAUUCGCUGUGAAGUAGGAGUAGAUGUGCUGGCACGACGAGGAGGACAGGUUUAUUUCAAUGGUUUCAGAAAAACAAAAAUCUGAUCAACCUCGUGUCUCCUCCAACUAUACUUUGCAGAUUGUGGAGUUCAUCAAGACAAUGGUCGCUUCCGGGGGCGCGUACGAGAGCAACGGCUCCGUCUACUUUGACACGAAACAGUUCGAGAAGAACGACCACGACUACCCGAAACUCGGGCCCAAGGGCAACAAGGACAAAAUCGACGACGAAGCGAUGCAGGAGGGCGAGGGCGCGCUGGGCGUGAAGUUGGCGGUCGAGAAGAAGGAUCCGCGAGACUUCGCUCUGUGGAAAAAAUCCAAGGACGGCGAGCCGCGGUGGGAGUCUCCCUGGGGCCUCGGGCGGCCCGGGUGGCACAUCGAGUGCUCCGUCAUGGCGUCCGAUUUGAUGGGGGACCGGCUGGACAUACACGGCGGGGGGCAGGAUUUGAAGUUCCCCCACCACGCCAACGAGAUGGCGCAGUCCGAGUGCUACCACGGCACGCAGCAGUGGUGCAACUACUGGACGCACGCGGGCACGCUGAACAUCGAGGGGCUGAAGAUGUCGAAGAGUCUGAAGAACUUUUUUUCUAUCAAGGAAAUUCUGGAGAAAACCACCGCGACGCAGCUCCGCAUCGCGUUUCUGCAGCAGCGGUGGGACCGGAAAAUGAACUACAGCAGCGACCAGAUGCUGACGGCCCAGGAGUUUGACAACCGCAUCCGGUCGUUCAUGGGCACCGUGAAGCAAAAGAUCCGGAACGCCGGCUGCCCGUCGGCCACCGAGCAGGUUUGGAGCGACGAGGAAAAGCAAUUGUCCAAGAUGAUCCAGACUUCCCACGCCGAGAUCCACGAGGCGCUUUUGGACAACUUCAACUACCCGAAGGUGCUGCAGAUUUUGAGUGAAAUGAUCAAAAAGUGCAACGUGUACAUGAGUUCGAUGGAGACGCAGCAAAGGUCUCCGCGGGUUUUGAUCCUGCGCAAGGCCGCCGCGUUGGUCACAAAAUACAUGAAGCUGUUCGGCGUCUUCGCCGGGUCCGACGAGCUGGGCGAGAACGACGCGAGUAGUGGAGCCGGUGCGGUCAGUAAGGAGGAACUGGUCGCGCCCUUCGUGGACGCGCUGGUUAGCUUCCGCGACGAGGUGAAGCAGCAGGCGAUGAGUGCGAAACAGAAGCAAACGCUGGACCUCUGCGACGACCUGCGCGACAAAACCUUGGUGAAGCUCGGUGUGGAAUUGCAGGACGGAAAGAGUAUGGCGGCCGGCGCCACCGGAUCGCAAGGGAAGUGGACUUUGCGGGAUCCAAAUGCGCUGAUGCGGGAGCGGGCGCAGGAGCAGGAGAAAAAGUUGCUGGUGGAGUUGAAGUCGCUGGAAACGAAGAUCGGAUCGAAGAAGAAGGAGCUGGAAAGGAGCAAAGACGCCUUGCAAUAUGCGACGAAGGAAGCGUGGCUGCUGGCCCGGGAGUAUCCUGAGUAAAAACGUACCCACACCAGAGUCAGGAUGGGGAUUUUGCAACACAAACCUAGGAGUUUUGUGAGUCACGCAUGACAAGUUUCAGUCCGUAAGGUAGUGCAAGUUAGCAAGGAACGCCGCAUCACAAAUCGAUCUGCUGAUCCUGUUUACAGCAUUACAAUUUCCCAAACACGAUUGAAAAUGCCUGUCGUGGGGUUGCGCAUCACAAAUGUUCCUGUCAUGGCAAAGUCGCAUGACAACUCUGGUGUGGGGACGUUUUUACUCAGGAUAGGGAGGACAUGACGUUUACGAAGGAGCGGGACGAAGAAGGGUUGCCGGUUGCAAUAUUGAAAGGAAAAACUCCCCCUCCCCAUAUCAAAAAGGCAUGUUUCCGAAAAUUUGCGUUGCUGAUUUGAGGUCACAAAUGACAUCUGUCUUGCAAGGAGGCAAGGGCAGAAGCUUCGCCCCCAUUAUGGAAGCGAUUUGUCAUGCUGUUGGGCCUAAAGGCGAGGCAUUUGCCAUGCUGACCAACUAGACCGAUACGCCCCUACCUAGCCUGGGGAUCUGGUCGCAAUGCCUUCCUGCAAUACAACGCUGAUUUGUGUACACAAAUCCAGCAACAGAAAUUUCCGCUUCGAUAUGGGGAGGGGGGAUUUUUCCUUUCGAUAUGCAAGUGUGAAUGUCGACACGAAGGAAGAGACCCCUCUGGCGAAGGGAACUUUGAAAAAGCUGAAACAGAAUGUGACCAAGUACCUGGAGAACCGGGCGAAGGAGUUGAAGAAGUUAAACGUCGCUGCAGACGCUUCCCCCGAGGCGGUCGCGACAGCCGUGGAGGAGAUGGGGAAAGCGGCAGAGGAGGAGAUCAAAACGCUAGUGGAGAAAAAGGAACUGAAAACGAAGGAACUCGACGAAAUUCUGGAGGCGAAAGAGGACUGAAGGUAGUCGUCGUGAAGAAGGGUGCUAGUGGUAGCGGUCGUCGACCACGCGCUGCUGGAACUAACCGUCAAGGGCUUUUGUGGUCACAUGUGCCAUUAUUUUGUGGUGAUGCAAACUUCUACACCGGUGCCUUGAGAAAAAUAUUUUUUCAACUCCGUCAACUAGUAAAACUCUCAUUAGGUUGCGCACCGCUGGAAGAUUCUUCCAAAUGCUGGAUUUGUUUGAGUGGUUGGAUAAGAGUGGUUGGAUGUGGAUCUUGGUGCAAAUAUGGAACGACUUUCAGAUUCACAUGGAUGGAAAAAAAGCGUGGAGUGGCGUACGUGCCAUGUCGAC